CCUUCAUCCUCCUUUCUCCUCUCUCUCUUUCUCUCUCUCGCGUCCCCACUCUCUUGCCGUCAUAACCCCCAUCUAAUACCUUCAUCCCGUUUCGUAUCUUUUCUUAUAUUCGCUAGCAUCAUUGCAUCUUUUGUAUUCUUCUCUUUUUUUGGUUGAGAGAUCAGCUCAAUUCCCCCACCACCCACAAACACACAGUCGUUCUGUCCAGCAUCAUGGCUGCCGCUCCCGUCAACAGCAACACUCAGGCACAAGAGUCUUCGUCAGCGAAGCUCAAGCAGAAGCACGCCCCUAGCGCUUCCAUCGUUUCCAAAUCCGAUGAAGCUCUAGUGACCCCCAACGGACUCGACAACGUCGACAGCCCGUACCUCAAAGAGCUCCAAAAGAGCCUGCGCAAUGCAAACAAGAAGCUGAAUGCCACCGCCAAGGUCGAUGCCAUCAUCGCCGAAAACCCUGGAAAGUCACUGGAAGAACUGGUCGCGACGAAGAAGAUCAAUACCGAUCAGAAGGCGCAGGCCGAGAAGAAACCCGCUUUGCAGGCCAGCGUCGCUCAGAUCGAGGAGCAAAUCGCCCAUCUCAAGGAGUUUGCUGCUCACUAUGAGCAGCGCCUCGUCAGUCAGAAGGCUGACCUGGAAAAGCUUCACCAGGACGAAUUGAAGGCUGUUCAGGAGAAGGCUACUGCCGAGGCUAACGAAGCAAGCAAGAAGGAUCUGAGAGUGCGGCUUCUCAGCCUGAGCAAGUUCCUUUACACUGCGGCUACCAUGAGGCGGUCUGGGGAUGAGACCUCCAAUGUAACCCGUGCGUUCGAGGGCGUGCUCUACCAGAUCUACGCCGGGUCACACGACGCCGUUACCUCGAUGCUCAAGGUCGUUGAUGGCGUGGACGAACCCGUCGUCAGCGUCGAGGGCGAGACCCUGGAAGUCACCUAUGGCAAGGUCAAACAGUCUGCUGAGGAACAGGCGCCUGCGACCGAGGAAGUAGCUCCGGAUGCCGCGCCCGCGUCCGACCCUACGCUGGCGAACGCCGGUUACACCGAGUUACAGGAUCCUUCCUAUACCGCCAGUGCUCCAGCUGCGGACGAGACCGCUCCCGCCCCUGAGAACUCCGAGCAGAAUGCUCCCCCGGCUCAAACGCAGGUCUCUGAUGCUGCAAACCCCGUGGCGGAGGCUACCUGGGAUCCCAACACCGGUGGCUCUCUCACUUCUUCCGCGACGGCGGAUGGCUGGGUUGAAGUGCCUCGCGAUCCGGCUGAGACCGAUACUGGCCUCCAGGCCACCCCGGCCGCUGUCGAGGUCGACGCUCAGAAUGCGGCUGCUGCGGAGGCUGUGAGUGCCGAUGCGGAGGAAGCCUCUGCUCCGAAGGCCCAGAAGGGAGAAACGCCGGAGGGAGCUGCGCACCAGAGACAGCACAGCUUCCGUGGUCGCGGCAGAGGUGGGCGUGGACGAGGUGACGGAUCGCGAGGACGCAGCCGGGGCGAAUUUAGGGGUCGUGGACGCGGUCGUGGAGGCCGUGGACGCGGUGGCCCCAACGGCGCACCAGCUGCCACUCCCGCGGCAGCCCAGCAAGCUUAAAUCGCACCGUCACUUGGGGGGUGGGGAGGGAGUUGUUGAAGAAGAAAUGACUCCCGGUGCCGAUGCUUUCCCGCCUAACGUUACACCGGACAUCUUGUUCCUUUCUUGCAAUCCCGGAAUUUUCCCAGCUACCCUUCCAUCUUCUCUAUCUUGCGGUCUUCUUGGCCUCCGACAUCUUCGGCAUGUCCCUUGUAUCUUUCCUAUCUAAUACGUUCAUGGGUAAUGGUGGUGUUAUGGUUCACGAAAGCGACGAAUCUCUUGAAAUGUUUACAACGAGGACUUCUUGGGUAAGAGUGGCGGUAUGUCGCUCUGCUUUUCUCUUUUUUUCUUUACCCCCGGGCCUUUUUCCUUUUUGGAUGGCUGGCAUCCUAAAAGUGGCUGGUUGUACAUGUCUUGCAGUUAUUGAGCGUGCAUAGUAUUCCUGCUCUUCAAUCUUUUCCUUCUCCCCUUGGCGUGGCCUGUACGCUUCGGUGUAUGGUGCCCAUUCUGACGGCGCCGACACCCUUCUGUAUUUUACUUCCUAAUGCUGUUGGUAUGCAUGGGGACGAUGUGAAGGCUGGAUCGUUAUGGGAUGGCAUGAUUGGAAUGGGACGAAUUCGGAGGGCACUAUUUUGUUAUGUUUUAUGCUAGAUGAUGGUGGACGAGGUGGCUAAGCAAUGGAUAUCGCGGCAUGAACCCACCCGAUAUGCUCCUGGCUCUACGGAGUAAGUGUAGAAGUAGAAAGUGCUCUAUAGAUACGAUUUCGUUGUUAGGGCUCGGGGCGGGGCUUAGCUAAGCGGGGAACUGAGCUGUUCUCUUUUCUCUCCCGCUGGAUUUGUUUAUCUUCUCUCACAUUCAACC
Aspergillus melleus is the source of this 2408-nucleotide messenger RNA. RefSeq lists its product as uncharacterized. NCBI's taxonomy places the organism in Eukaryota, Fungi, Ascomycota, Eurotiomycetes, Eurotiales, Aspergillaceae. The record is from RefSeq and is a predicted model, not a curated record. The coding region runs from base 213 to 1568 and encodes 451 amino acids. The transcript has 4 exons.